AUUCAAUGUUAGUCUCCUAUUACCAAAAUUGAAGUUUAGACCCUAAUCACAGCCAAAACCGCGGUUUUGUUUAAACAACCGUGGAUGAAUGCUGUUUUCUGGUGCCAAGAGAUCUGGAAAUGCAAAAAUAUGAGCGGCUUGAAAAAAUUGGAGAAGGAACUUAUGGAACUGUAUUUAAAGCAAAAAAUCGUGACACACAGGAGAUAGUAGCCCUUAAAAGGGUGCGAUUAGAUGAUGAUGAUGAGGGAGUACCAAGUUCUGCACUACGAGAAAUCUGUCUCCUGAAGGAACUCAAACACAAGAAUAUUGUUCAGCUUUAUGAUGUCCUUCACAGUGAGAAGAAGCUUACCCUUGUCUUUGAGUACUGUGAUCAGGAUCUCAAGAAAUAUUUUGACACGUGCAAUGGGGAAAUUGAUCCCGAUACUGUGAAGUCGUUCAUGUACCAGCUAUUGAGAGGGUUAGCAUUCUGUCACAGUCAUCAUGUUCUUCAUCGUGAUCUUAAACCACAGAAUCUCCUUAUCAAUAAGAAUGGAGAACUGAAGCUAGCUGAUUUUGGUCUUGCCCGUGCCUUUGGUAUCCCAGUACGUUGUUAUUCAGCAGAGGUUGUAACUCUUUGGUACCGCCCACCUGAUGUAUUGUUUGGUGCUAAGGUCUAUACUACAUCUAUUGAUAUGUGGUCUGCUGGAUGUAUAUUUGCAGAGAUGGCUAAUGCAGGGCGACCUCUAUUUCCUGGUAAUGAUGUUGAGGAUCAGUUGAAGAGGAUCUUCAAACUCUUAGGUACUCCAACUGAAGACACAUGGCCUGGAAUAUCAAAGUUACCUGAUUUUAAGCCAUACCCUAUUUACCCUGUGACAACCCCAUUAGCUUCAGUGGUACCCAGUCUAUCAGCUACAGGAAGAGAUUUAUUACAGCGUCUGAUGAUGUGCAAUCCAGCGCUACGAAUGUCAGCUGAAGAAGGGCUUAUGCACCAGUACUUUGCUGAUCUUAACUCUGUCGUCAACUAGAGAGGGCAGUCUUUUAUUGUGCAACUCCUAAUCCUUGAGCACUGUUCUUUUUCAGUUGAGCAUAAGAAGAAAAAAAAAGAAUAUCCUGUUUACUUAGGGAUUUUUAGUAAAACACAAAACAUUUUGUACUUUUAAGAUUAUAUACAUGUAUGCUUUGUAUUAUUAUGUAUAAGUGAUAAUAUGGGCUAAACAUACAUCAUCAGGGCUUAGUGCAUCCUGUAAUAAAUUAUUUGUUUAACUGUAUCACAAGACACUUUGUAAAUAAGAUAUUCUAGAAUUUGGAAAGGAGAAUUAUAUUAUAUUGGAUGGCUCAGAAUGGAAUACCAGAAAUAUUCCAAGAGUUUGGGCAAACAUUCCACGAAUCACAGAUGAGUGGAAUAUUGGCCCUAACGAGUGGAAUUUUCUGUAUUUCUGGUAUUCCAUGAAAGAAAGCCAUCCAAUAUAAUUAUUAUCAUCUAUCCCACCCCUGGCAAUCGAAAAGAGGGGGAAUUUGAUUAAACAAGUCAUAUCACUUAUCACAUAAUGGCAUCAUCACUUCAUAAGAUCAAAUGCGAUUUGCAUGUCGUUCAUUAUGACGUCAUUGAGCGUAGUUAUGCUCCAUGCUGCGCACCGCAUUGCUUUCAUUGUUGUACGCAUUGUAUAUUUCGCGCAUGCGCACUAUACUGUUGAAUAUGGUCUCAUAUUCAAUAGCAAAUUUUGUACAGGAGCCUAUGGGAUAUUCUUUGGAUUUCGAUCAUUCUAGGGAUAUGCUCUGAUACACUGCACAGGUAAUUGAUGCAGACCAAAAUACACAUUUUUAAUGUAUGGCUAAAACGCUCUAUAUAGAUGAUAAUUUGCCAUCCUGCUAUAGUGCAACAGAACAUGUUUUCCUGUCAUACGAAUAUAUGUCUUUUGUUAAAAGGAAUAUUCAUCUGUUAUAAGAUAUUUAUACAGGAUAUCUACACUGCAAGCAAAAGAUUUUAUUUCAAGUGGCCACUUUUAUGACAACAGCUCUAAA
Molecule: messenger RNA, 2001 nt
Organism: Lytechinus variegatus (green sea urchin)
Lineage: Eukaryota; Metazoa; Echinodermata; Echinoidea; Temnopleuroida; Toxopneustidae
Product: cyclin-dependent-like kinase 5
Exons: 8
Coding region: 120-1004 (294 amino acids)
Biological process (GO): neuron apoptotic process; protein phosphorylation; axonogenesis
Cellular component (GO): nucleus; cytoplasm
Molecular function (GO): cyclin-dependent protein serine/threonine kinase activity; ATP binding
Source: RefSeq, a predicted model, not a curated record